UUGAGUUAGGUAACGCAAUUUUGUGAAUUAUUUUGUUAGGGAGAAAUAAAGUUACUACCAUUUUUACGUGAGACAUAUAUUCGUUAAAAAUCUCUCAAGAAAUUCUAAUGCGCGCAACAUCUAGAUUUUGAUCUUUUAAAAUAUGAAAGAAAUUGAUAUAAAUGAUAAGAGAAGUGACUAAUAGACUUUCAAUACACUUUAUCCGCCGCAUAUUGCGUAAUCUACUCUCUUGUAUCGAAAACUGAACUGCGCGUGGCCUCUCCAGAAUUAACAUUUCUUCCUUCUCAGAAUUAAUUCUAUUCUUCUGGCUACAUAUUAGACAUGUCUACUCUGGGUAUAUAUUUUUUAUCCGCUUCUUCUUUCUCUUUUUUUACCUUGCUGAAGCAUGAAAAAUUCAUAUUUCGGAUCAUGUAAUUCCGUUAAGUACAGCUUGUCAACGUGACGCAACGGGGACAAAUACGUAUUGUCUACUGAUGAUUCGUCUGUGCAACUAACAGCUCCGCUCCUCCCUCUCGUCAAAGCGUCCCCCUUCGUACAAUUUUUCCCCCACAAAUUUCCAGUACGUUGGCAGAUUAACAUGAAUGCGUUGUUCGACACGCGCUAUUAUAUAACUAAACUGUUUGCGUCGAUGGUCGGUAUAUGGCCAUAUCAGUCGCAGCUUAGAAAAAAGAUCAUCCCAUCGGUCAGCAUGUUCGUAAUGUUCACAUUUUUUCCGCCUCAGGUGAAGAGAUUGUACGACGUGUGGGGGAAGGACAUAGACGCCGUGUGCAUGUGUAUACCUCCUAUCGUGGGUAUUUUAGUGAGCAUGACUAAAGUAGUGACCAGCGUACGAUGUGAAUCGCAGGUGAAAGAGUUACUGCGCCAGAUCGAAAUGGACUGGAAAAUAAAUCCGACGGCGAAGGAGUAUGAGAUUUUAGUGAAUUACACGUCGAAGGGGAGAACGUUGUGCAUCAUUUACUCAACUAUGUUGUGUAACGCAGUCAUGUGCUUUAUCAUGACACCGGUGAUCUCGCCGGUACUGGACAUCAUCUUACCCCACAACGGGACGCGCGCGAGAAGCCUAGCCUACGACGUUGAUUACGGGAUUGACGUUCAGACUCACUGGCUAUGGUUGUGGCUGCACAGUAGUACGACGACAACAACGACUGUAUUAAAUAUCAUUGGCGCCGAUCUGAUGUACAUUACGCUUACCGUUCACAGUUGCUGCCUGUUUGCGAUAGUAAGGUAAGCGUCAGAGAUAUAAGUAUCUGUUCGUUUGCAACUAAUUGUAAGUGAAACCGGCUAUAGAUUCCGCAUUUUAUUCCGCAACCGACAAUUCGCAAUGAUCUGAGAGAGCUAUAGCUCGCUGAAGAUAUUAAAUUGUCUUCUUAAAAUAAUUUUAAAAAAUUAAAAUAAUUAAAAAAAAUCAAAAU
This is a messenger RNA of Temnothorax curvispinosus, 1412 nucleotides long. RefSeq lists its product as uncharacterized. Bases 578 to 1228 code for a protein of 216 amino acids. Lineage: Eukaryota; Metazoa; Arthropoda; Insecta; Hymenoptera; Formicidae. The record is from RefSeq and is a predicted model, not a curated record. The transcript has 4 exons.